UUCAGACGUUUCUCCAGACACGCUUGUUUUGGAGGGCCGCUUGGGGUGGGCGCUCAGCCGCCCUUCCUCCCAUUAUGAAGUGUGUCAUUGGGGGCGCCCGUGUCAGAGUGUUCGGAAGGGCUCUGCAAGCCAUUGCAAGAAUCAGCGAUGAAUUUUGGAUUGGCCCCGAGGAAAAAGGACUUUUCCUGAGGACGGUAAAUAGUUCUAGGUCAGCCUAUGCUUGUGUCUUCUUUUCAUCUAUGUUCUUCCAAAACUAUUCCUAUAGAAAUGCAACUGAACUGAGCCUGAACGGGAACACUGUUCAACUCGCAUGUAAAUUAAUAAUAAAAGCAAUCCUGCCUUUAUUUCGAUGCUUACACACACUGGAAAGAAAUGUAGAAAAAUGCAACAUUUAUACAGACUUUAACGAUUGCCAUAUUGUGUUUAAGCUGUUCUGCAAACAUGGUGUCGUGAAAACUCAUAGCUUAGCUUUCCAGGAAUGUGAACCUCUACAAGCUGUAUUUGCAAAACAUUUGUGCACCAAUAUACUGAAAGUCCAGCCAAGGCAGCUGUCUGACAUGCUGAUCCACUUUCCGACUUAUCAGGAUGAAAUAACUUUAGCUGUAACACCAGUGAAAGUUUGCUUCAAGACUUAUACAGAGGAUGAAAUGGAAUUUACAAAGGCAACACAUACAGAAAUUCAUCUCAGUCCUGAAGAAUUUGAAUAUUUUCAGGUUGGAGUAGAUUCUGAAGUCACAUUUUGCCUUAAAGAGCUACGGGGUCUUCUGGUGUUUGCAGAAGCUCUCAGUGCCCCAGUCUCCAUUCAUUUUGAUGUUUCUGGAAAGCCUGUUGCCUUCAGCAUUGAAGAUACGGUCAUAGAAGCCAUGUUUGUUUUGGCCACUUUAUCUGAUUUUGAAAGCUGGACAACUGUUAGUCAACCAACACACCUUGCACAAGGCCAAAACAGGAGCCCUGCAUUAGAGAGGAGUGAUCGAGACAUCAGUUGCAGCAGCACAUCCACAAUUCCAUCAGAGGGCUUUUCCACGGGAGAGGGACGGUUACCACUGGAUCCCAGUUAUAAUAAGUUUCAUUCCUUGUUCUUUGGAGCCGUUUCACCUAGUGAGCAAAGUGGUGCUAAUUUACUUUGCAGUUUGGCCACAGUAAGUGACACAGAAGAGGAUUGUGGCGAUAGGCAACUCUCGCCGACGUUUUAACAGUAGAAAAUGCCUGUUGGCAGAGCGCAAUUUAAUGUCAUCAAGUAGUCUUGUGUUUGGCAUACAGGAAAGUGGAACUUUUGCUUAUUUUAGGUGCUUGUAUUAAACCGAUGCUAUUGCUUUCUAUUUUCUCAACUGUUACUAGUUUUUUUACUAAUGUUAUUUUAUCUUCAACCUAUCAACAGUGUAAUUUUUUUUAGAAUACUUCAGUUAGAUAUGGCUGAAUACAUUUGAAUAAAAAGUAAGCACUUUUUGCCCUACGUGUGCGUGAUCUUCAGUGCCAUUCUUUUAACAUGGGAAAACUUGGGGGAUCCAGGGCUAAGGUACAAUUCUGUAGGUUUUCCUAAAAUCAGCAUAUUACAAUAAACUUGAAAAUAUUGCAGGAUGUAUCCUGUGUACUGCAGCAAUCAGACAAUGUUUCAGAAGCGUGUUCAGCCCUUCCGUCCUCUCCCAUCAUGUCAAGAUGCAUUUGGCUGUUUCAGCCUUUCUCACAGGCAGUUACCCACAGCAACCUAACAAAAAGCAAUUAAUCACACACUGCUGCAAGGCUCUGUCCUUAAGAUCUGCUCCAACUCCUCCAGUGAAGGAGAAUGAGGCUGCUUUUGAAGCAAAGUGAAACAGCUAGCACAAAAUGGAGAACUCAAUUUCUCUAGCAGCAUUGCACUUAUUAACGCCCCCAAACAUCCAUAAAAUGCUUUUCUAGAAAAGCAUUUGCUACUUUGCCCCUUCCAUUGAAUUCCUCAUUAUAGAGAGAUUUUAAAAAUUAAUUUUAGUGUCUCACUGUUGCUGGGUACAUGACCCACCAGGAACGACUUCUGCCCAAGACUGUGUAACAAGCAGAUAUUGUACAAAACAUCACUACAGUCAUCUUAUAUUGCCACACAACAUAGCCUGUUUGAGCAAUAUGAAAUAUGUUUUUAUGAAUUCACCUAGUGGAAGGGACUAAAAGAUAGACAUAUAUCCUCGGAAUAUCUCUUCCUUGGCCAUCAGAGGGACCAUUUUGAGGCCUGAUGAUCUAAAUAGAAAACAAAGACGUAACUGCAACAGAGCCGUUGCCUGAACUUUACAACCACAACUGGUUAUUACAGUCACAUUUAAAGGAAGCUCACGUAUUGUAUAAAUACUAUAUUUAUUAAAUAACUUUACAGUUCAU
Messenger RNA from Python bivittatus (Burmese python), 2346 nucleotides. It is a transcript of the gene RAD9B, whose product is annotated as RAD9 checkpoint clamp component B. Gene Ontology annotation, biological process: DNA replication checkpoint signaling; mitotic intra-S DNA damage checkpoint signaling; cellular response to ionizing radiation. Gene Ontology annotation, cellular component: checkpoint clamp complex. The record is from RefSeq and is a predicted model, not a curated record. Lineage: Eukaryota; Metazoa; Chordata; Lepidosauria; Squamata; Pythonidae.